CGCGCCACCUCGGCCAAGUUCGUCCGAACGCCCACCGUCAAAAAGAUAGGUUAGGUAUCGAAAAAACUCGUGUUUUGAUGUGAAAUGUGAACAGAAAAUCGAAUUUACCUCAAAUUAAUCUGUUGUUGAGGAUUGAUACGGUAAAAUCCACGGUUCGAGAAAAUGUUUUCCAUCUCGGAUCCGCGCAACAAUCCUCUUCUAGCGUCCCUAAAAAUACAAGCUACCGAUCGGAUAAUAUCCGUUAGAGAAACGGGCAACAUCGAUUCCAAUUUCAUUCUAACGCACUUAAUCAAACAAGUUUUUCAUGAGCACAAUAAGCUGUUAUUAGUCAGCUUGCACAACACUUUGGAUCAUUACCAAACUGUGGGUAGAAAAUUGGGAUACGAUUUGAAGAGGAACAUCACCGAAGAUAAAGCAGAUAUUCUCGAACCGUUGGACGAUAUUGCGUUUAGACUUAUAGAAGGUGAAUUUCUAGAUGACAAAGAAGAAAUAGUCAAGUGCCUUUUUAGAGAUAUACAAAGCAAGAUCGCCGCACUCUCCCUGAACAGCAAAGAAAAGCUAAUAUACCUCGUUAUUGACGACCUGAGCCAUUUAUUGGAUUUGGGUGUUGACAUACCUUACAUCAUUUCAUUUAUUAAUUAUUGUAAUACUCUGGUAGAUACUGAAAACGUGGCAAUUGUCAUCAAUACUCAUGUAUGUAACAAAAUCGACGAGAUAAUUUCCAACACGUUACAGUAUGUAUCUGAUGUACAUAUUGAAGUAGCUCCUUUAAAAACUGGCCUGUGCAACGAAGUUACUGGUGUUAUUAACAUUGAAAGGGUGUCCGGAAAGAGCCAAUAUCAAUACAAGGCAUUCGAUAGAGGCGUUAGAACUUUCCACCCUGGACAAGCCAUUUACCAUCUCUACAAAUAAUCUGAAAUCCAUUUUUAAGUUGCUAAUUCAUCCAAAGUGCUUUUAACUUGUUAAUUUUAGCACCGUAAGUGUUCAAAUGAUAAACAUGAGUGCAAAGAACUGUUUUAAAGAGCUGUUAAUGUACAUUUGUUAUAAUCUAGUUUUAUACUUUUGCACUCAUUUUUUAAUGCAACUAAACUUAAUAAACAAACAAGUCUUCCUAUUUUAACACUUUAUACACAUUUAUGUUUGAACUAUUUUUACAGAAUUGUACUUAGGCCGUUUUCGUAAUAAGGUAUGCUUACUUUUUAGAAAUUUUGUUAAUUUUUUUUUUUUUUUUUGAUUUACAUAUAUUUGAAGUAGCUUGUUAUCUUAGUUAUGUAUAGUUUAUAUUUAAAGCAGUACAUUAUUGCUUUUAUUUGUACUUUAUUUUGGUAAAUAAAAGUUAAAUAAAUAAUU
Molecule: messenger RNA, 1350 nt
Organism: Aethina tumida (small hive beetle)
Lineage: Eukaryota; Metazoa; Arthropoda; Insecta; Coleoptera; Nitidulidae
Product: elongator complex protein 6-like
Exons: 2
Coding region: 163-912 (249 amino acids)
Biological process (GO): tRNA wobble uridine modification
Cellular component (GO): elongator holoenzyme complex
Source: RefSeq, a predicted model, not a curated record